CAAUAUCAGAGGGACAGUCGUAUUACAGGUCAUGUUCCUCCAGUUACUAUUUGGACAUUACGUAUGGACGGUGGUACUGCUCCAAAUCUGGUAUUGAUGUCACCAGCCGGAUGGACAGUAUGUGUGGGUACGGCUCUUCGUGUACUAUGUAUGCCAGUAACAGCUGGACAGGGGGCGAUCCAUGCCCCGGAACAGGAAAAACACUGGUGUGGCAAGACACAUGCGUAUCGAAUUGGGGAAACUGGGGUUCGUGGUCAGGCUGUCCUAGUGAUUGUACGACCCAGAGCCUGGUCAGAUAUAGGUCAUGUGUCAAACCUGGAGGGGGUUGCGGGUCGGCUCCAGCAGAUUACAUUUCAUGUCUUCGUGUCGGCUGCUCAUCAUCUUCAGAAAUCAGCAGAUAUACACCAGACGACAGCGUAAACUACCUUAGCCUGUCAUCAAACUGUUUUGUUUUAACGGGCAGGACAUCGUACACAUUUAGGGUCAAGGCACAUAACGACGUGCAUAUGGUUCUGAGUAGUGUUGAUAGUUAUACAAGUGGUACACAUUAUGAAGUAAUAAUUUGUGGAUGGGGCAAUACCCGCUCUACCAUCAGGUACAGUAUAAGAGGAAGUGAAUGCGUUGCAUACAGUGCGACUCUUUUGAGUCAGACCUACUUCGAUGAUUUCUGGGUUUCUUGGUCCGGGGGGCAAGUUAAAGCAGGAACCGGUAGUACAGUUGGUAGCAACACUUUCAUGACCUGCUCACACUCGCCUUCGUAUGAAGUCAAUUAUAUCUUGAUCAAGACAGGAUGGGGUUCAACAGGUGACUGGAGAUUCCCAAACGAUGUUGCCUGCACACAUGAGACAAAUAGUAACGUCAACGUCGCUACUGACGACACAUCCUGCAAUGGGGUCAGCUCGUACGCAUGCGCCUCCUCAUACAAACGGGCUGCUGGGAAUACGCAACGUACUUGCCAAGUACAGAAAGUGUGGUCAGGAUAUCCGCUAAUCUGUUCAGUUUCAACUUGCAAAAUUGAUAUCCUAUUCAUCAUAGAAGCUUCUUACUACACGAACUCAAUUCACUCUUCCCUAAUGACGGUUAUAGGCGAUUUGGUGGGACUAAUGGCCAUUUCUACCAAUGACAUACAAGUCGGGGUCAUUACGUAUGACAAUUCUGUGGACGAAAACAUCAAAUUGAAUGCUUACUCAUCAGCGACAGCACUGGAUGCAGCUAUUACCUCAAUAACAAUACCAAGUGCUUCUUCGUCGAUUUACAUUGCCACAGCUCUGAGAGUCGGCUUUUAUGAUUUCGUUAAGUUAUCCAAUGGAAACAGAUUCGACGCCUACAGAUAUUUUAUUCUUAUCGCAAAAACUUAUUCUUCCAAUUAUGGUAGAGAUGUGGCAAACGCUAUGAGACAGAACCCCAGAAAUCAAGUCUUUACUAUCGGUAUAAGUCCAUCUUCAUCUUUGAUCUCGGACCUGAAGUUAUCGGCGGGUGAUGAUGACAGAUACUUGCAAUUAAGCACUCCGACAGAUCUCUAUCCACAUUUCAACACAUUUCUACAGAAAAUCGCCACGUGUCCAGCAACAGCACCUGUUCAAAGGACCGUCAGCUGUAAGCUGGACAUAGCGUUUAUUGUUGAAAAUUACAACCUGCGCUAUAUAAAGAGAUUCGUAGUCGACUUAAUGGAUGAUAUACCCGUCUCUUCUAGUGGAGUUAGAGUAGGAUUUGUGAUAUUUGAUUCGGGAGCACGAACCGUGUUUGGACUCUCAAAUUAUACCUCCAAUGAAGCUCUGCGAGGGGCUAUUGAAGGAAUAGUAGAGACAAGUAGUUCGUAUCACUAUGUGGACAAAGGUUUGAUAGAAGCCCGGGACAACGUAUUCACAGCCGCAGGAGGUGAUAGAACAGACGCCCCAAAUUACUAUGUUUUUGUCGUGGGACCAUUCUACAGGAACACAGAUGCAGUAGCUCGAGACGUCAGUAGUAGCGGGAACAAUUUCAUAUUUGCUGUUCAUAUUGGUUCCUCGUAUCACGCGGAGUACCAGGCAUCUGUUGAUUCCUGUGGCGAUUACUCCAAGUACACGAACAUCAAUUGGUAUAAUAACUUGGUGACUAUCCGAGAGCAAGUUAUAGGAAAUAUCACAACCUGUCACAGCGUGGUGGAAACAACACCAGGCUGUAAACUCGAUAUAGCUUUCAUAAUGGAUGACUCGACUUCAGUCAGCAGCACAGAGUUCACAGACAUGAAAAGCUUCUUCAAAAGUCUUGUCGCCCGAAUAGUUGUAGGAGAUACAACGGUAAGAAUCGGUGUCGUAACCUUUGGUGACGGAGCAGUUACCGCUUUCCCUCUCAACCAGUACUCUACUUCCGCUGACGUCAUUACUGGUAUUGAGGGUAUCAGCCGAGGAAAUUCGGCAUAUGGUAGGAGUUACCGCUACGUAGACAGAGCCCUGGAAUACACACAGAAGAGCUUCUUCACCAAGGCUAACGGAGAUCGUACUGACGCUGCUAAUUACUACGUCGUACUUACACAUGGGUAUUCCUACGGAUACAAGACCACGGAAUUCGGAUCAGUGUUACGCUCAAUGACCAGCGUAAUCAACGAUAUAUUCAUAGUUGGAGUUGGCAUAACGUAUUCCACCUACGACGCGGACUACCAGGGGGCAGUCAGUGACGCAAAGAAAUACAUAGAGAGCAGUAACUUCAUAGGACUUCAGUGCAUUAACGACAUGGUGGUCUCUAACAUCACAACGUGCCCAUCAGCAUCAAUUAGUCCCUCCACUCCUGUAAACCCCAGUUGUAAGCUAGAUAUAGUGUUUAUUCUGGAGACAAAUACAUACUCUUCUAAUGAGAACUAUAUAUACCUGAAAGACUUUUUCUCCAGACUAGUUCAACAAAUCGGUGUAUCGUCCGACACAGUCCGAAUCGGUGCCAUAAGAUACAACAGCAAAACAUACACAGCCUUCGAUCUUCAAACGUACACGACUAGUGAUGACGUCAGUGAUGCUUUGUUGCAGCUAUCAGAUUCUACAGACAGUAGAUUCCUUAUAGACUCCGCACUGUCUUACGCGCAAUCGACCUUUUUCACUGCCGCCAACGGAGAUCGCGAUGACGCAGCUAAUUAUUACGUGUUUACAAUAGAUGGAAUAAGGAGUGGAGCGGCAAAACAAGGCGAACUGAUCGCAGCUAACUGGCCAGACACGGUCUUCGCCAUUGAUAUUGACAGCGGAUAUGCCACAGAAUAUGAAAACACUGCUGGAGACAGUAGCCGCUACUUCUAUGCUGCAUCCUACGCAGACCUGUCUUCUAUUGAAUCGUCACUUUUGGCGGCCAUUACCGGUUGUCCGGUCCCCACCACUACUACUACAACUACCACUGACAGAUCAGUUACCACCACUGUAGACGCCUCCCUGGAGAAUGCCGAUGUCUCUGCCCCAUGCCCAAGCAGUUUACUUUAUCUGUAUCCAGAAGAUUUAACUGCAAGCAAUGAUGGAGAAAAAGAAGUGAUUUACCUGAUGACAGAUUUUGUUUUUGCCGCACCUAGUUGCUCGCGCAUUACGUCAUGGGAAUUUUCCUACUCCAAAUCUGGUUGGAUAGAUUUUAUGGUGUGGAGACCUUCAGGGAAUAAAUAUAAACUGGUGGCAUACAACACGAUAUAUGUUGAUGGGGCUAACACAACUGUCUACACUGUAGUGGAGUAUGAGAGAAUUGCAGUGCUUGAAAACGACGUCAUUGGAUGGCGCUGUGAGGGAGAUAAUGUUAUCACAAAUGGAGACUGUUUAGGACCAUGCGCAGAGGGAUUUAAAGCGUCUGCCGGAAGUAUAGAGAAAGGAGAUGAGUUCGAUUGGGCGAACUUGGGUACUGCAAUAACUGGGACAGCCUAUGCUAUUAAAGCAUGCCUUGAAGACAAUACUGUAAUAGCAUUUUCUAACUCUACGUUCUCGGCAAAGAUUCCUGACCACUUAGCUGUGGGUUCCUUUGUACUGGUGCUGGAGGUGACGGGAGUAGACUACACAGAGGAGGUCAAUUUCACCGCCUUGCAGCAUCCAUCCUUUACUGAUUCUUUACAAUACUUUGCGGUGGACCAGAUAGGUCAAAUAGUGAUUGCGAAAAAGUUAAUGAAAGCUAAAAUCAACAAGGAGUUUGCUAUACUUGUGGAAGCAAAGGAUUCCUGUGAGCACAGUGCGACUGCAACAGUCUCCAUAGAAACACAAAACAUGCCUCCUGAAAUACUAGACCUGCCGAAUUCCAUAUCUAUAUCCGAAGAAACGGAAGCAGAUAAGAUGUUGUACUCCACGAAUGUUGAAGAUCCCACAGGUGACGAUGUCUGCUGCACGCUAGAAAGUGUGUCCCCCCAGACGCUUAAUUUUAACCUUACCGGAAGCGGGAGCGGAUCCCGUGCCAUCUAUUCUAUUGUAUCUGGUUCAAAGCCAGCGUUUUCCUACAAAGACUUUAACUCCUACAUUGUGAAAGUCUGUUGUGAUGACACGGAGGACAAAUCUACAGGAGUGUUAAUUGUUAAUAUCAAGAAACCAGACAAAGCUACAACAUAUGAACCACCGGGUUGGUUUGCUUUGUCAGUAGGGGUAUCCUGCAUUCCAAUCUUUCUCAUGGCGAUUAUGUCAUGUGUGGUGCUGAUACAAACAUUAUUUGCUCUGGAGUGACACGUGUCGGUGAAUAUGCAAUACAUCGUUGGAAAGAGACUGUCAAAACAAGUUACAUUGUACCUUUAAUAAACCUCCAGAUUGAUCAUUUCAUAUGUUAAAGGCAAUCCAUAAUCAUAAUAUUUUACUUGUUCUGCAUCAAGUUUGUUAAUCUGGGGUAUCAUAUUUUAUACAUAUAUUGUAUCAUAUCAAAUAUAAGAACAACACAAAUGGGGUUUUUUUUUCGAGUUGUUAGUAACAAAGAUAUACUAUAAUUUAAUAAAAUAAAAACUUUGAGACUAUAAAUGAUUAUGUUCUAAGUUUAAUAUCAUAGGUUAUUGUAUUGAAAACCUUGGUAUUGUAAUCUAGCGGGUGUGAUCGGUCCACAAGGGAUGCUUACUCCUCCUAGGCACAUGAUCCUUCUUCUGGUAUAUUCAGGGGGCCGUGUUUUUCCUACUCUUUAUUUUGUAUUCUUUAUAGGAGUUAUGAGAUUGAUCACUGUUCAUUUUAUCUUCACUUUUCACUAUGCAGUACCAAAUAUGACAUUUUGGUGUAUUAUAGAACAAAGCAUUCCUAUGUGGGUAAACUACAGUUCAUUGUACUUUCCAUACGCCUGCACACAGCCAAUCACAUCGCCUAGGUUCGAAUAUACUAUCAAAGAGUAAAUAUAUAGAACUCAAAAUGUAGGGUACCCAAGUUCGUCGAUUAAAAAAUAUAAACAAAAUGAUGUAUUCUAAUAUAUUUAUACGCAAUCAAUCAACAUUACUACCAAAGGUCAUCCCGAAAUUUUGUAUACUUUCAGAGAUAUGCAGACAUCAGUUUUUAAAAAAUGUCUAUUUUUUACUCGAAAUUUACCUGGGCCCUGGCACUGCACCACUAAACAGAAUGUCUUUGAAUUGCAACAACUAAUUACAUAGAACAUGCAAGAUAACAUAUAAUUUAUUACCCAAAUUCCUUAAUAGUUCGAAGUGACUGAAAAUCGCGAAUUCCUAUGGCAUUAUAUGUAUUUCAUCGCAUACAUUUCUGCAAGUUUGUCUUGGUUUGGGGAAUGUUUUCAAUUUUGCUCCAUUAAGUUUGUCUAGAUACCUACUGUCUGAUUUACAAGAUAUUCAUCCAUUCUUCUAACAAAAAAGAUCUGUACAUGAUGUAUUGUUAUACUUUCACAGUCUUCAACUAAUACCGGGAGCCUGGUGCCCGGGACCUGGUAUAAUUGCAGGUGGGCAUGUGGAAAUUGCAUACUUACAAGCCCGAAGGGCAUUUAAAUUCUAAAGAUUAAACCUCCUUAUUUUUUUAUAACAAUGUACUUUUGCUUUUGAUUCGAAUGAUCAAUUUAUUCAUCAGAUGUUUCACUUUCAUUCGUGAAUAACUUACAUGUAGCAUAUUAAAUUAAAUAUCAUCUAUAGUAUUAGAUAUACUUAAGUGUUGGUUUAUUUUAUUCUUUCAAAGUGAAGCAUAACAUUUUCACGACAUAUUGUUCUACCA
Messenger RNA from Ostrea edulis (European flat oyster), 6107 nucleotides. RefSeq names its product collagen alpha-3(VI) chain-like. Gene Ontology annotation, molecular function: calcium ion binding. Gene Ontology annotation, biological process: homophilic cell-cell adhesion. Bases 111 to 4646 code for a protein of 1511 amino acids. Gene Ontology annotation, cellular component: membrane. Lineage: Eukaryota; Metazoa; Mollusca; Bivalvia; Ostreida; Ostreidae. The transcript is spliced from 20 exons. The record is from RefSeq and is a predicted model, not a curated record.